Molecule: messenger RNA, 1099 nt
Organism: Panicum virgatum (switchgrass)
Lineage: Eukaryota; Viridiplantae; Streptophyta; Magnoliopsida; Poales; Poaceae
Product: very-long-chain 3-oxoacyl-CoA reductase 1-like
Exons: 3
Coding region: 70-1032 (320 amino acids)
Cellular component (GO): endoplasmic reticulum
Molecular function (GO): ketoreductase activity
Source: RefSeq, a predicted model, not a curated record
GCUAGCAGCAGUAUUGCCCCCGCGCGACCCACGCUUCGCGCGCGCGGUGCUCAGCCCGUGUCGAUCUCCAUGGCCGUGUCCUGCGCGCAUGCCCAGCCCGCGUGGGCGCUGGCGGUGCUCACGGCGCUGGGGCUUCUCGUUUACGUGCGCGCCGGGGCGCGCCUCGCGCUGUGGCUGUACGCGGCGUUCCUCCGCCCGACGAAGCCUCUGCGCCGCCGCUACGGCGCGUGGGCGGUCGUCACGGGCGCCACGGACGGGAUCGGCCGCGCGCUGGCCUCCCGCCUGGCCGCGGCCGGGCUCGGGCUCGUCCUCGUCGGCCGCAGCCCCGACAGGCUCGCCGCCGCCUCGACCGACAUCAGAGCCAGGCACCCCGGUGUCCAGGUACGCACCUUCGUCCUGGACUUCGCCGCCGACGGGCUCUCCGGGAAGGUGGACGCUCUCGGGGAGUUCAUCCGGGACCUCGACGUCGGCGUGCUCGUGAACAACGCCGGUGCGUGCUACCCGUACGCUCGCUACUUCCACGAGGUGGACGAGGCGCUAGCGCGGGGCAUGGUGCGGCUCAACGUGGAGGCCAUCACGCGGGUGACGCACGCCGUGCUCCCGGGCAUGGUGGAGCGCGGGCGGGGCGCCAUCGUGAACAUCGGCGCCGGCGGCGCCUCCAUCAUGCCGUCCUGCCCACUUCACACCGUCUACGCCGCCACCAAGGCGUACGUCGAUCAGUUCUCUAGAUCCCUCUAUGUGGAGUACAAGAGCAAAGGUAUUGACGUGCAGUGCCAGGUACCCAUGUAUGUGGCGACGAAGAUGGCGUCCAUCAGGAACCCGAGCUUCUUCGCACCGUCGCCGGAGGCGUACGCCCAUGCCGCCAUCCGCUACAUCUGGUACGAGCCUCGGUGCAUGCCGUACUGGCCGCACGCUCUGUGGAAGCUCGUUUCGCUUCUGCCUGGCCCCGUCGCCGACAGGGUGAUCCUCAACAUGACCCUCGACGGCCGCACCAAGGGAAGGGCCAAGGACGCCAGGAAAAAGACACAGUAGUAGAGUUUGUAGACUUCUUGCAAGAAACUUGAAAGACACUGUUACUUGCCCAAAAGAUUGGAUGAAC